Pararge aegeria (speckled wood butterfly) is the source of this 6131-nucleotide messenger RNA. RefSeq lists its product as uncharacterized. The record is from RefSeq and is a predicted model, not a curated record. Lineage: Eukaryota; Metazoa; Arthropoda; Insecta; Lepidoptera; Nymphalidae. The transcript is spliced from 14 exons. Bases 235 to 3432 code for a protein of 1065 amino acids.
UUACACACUUACUGAAACUGUCCUCUUUAGAACUAACACCCUAAGUUUAAAAAUGACAACUUAGAUGGUGAAAAGGAAAAGAAAAUCACUGAAAAACAAUAUCUAGUAUCAACCAAAGCAUAAAAUAAAAGUAUAUAAAUGAUGACUGAAAAGUGUACUUUGCAGCCCUCGUGUGAAAGUGUUGAAUAAUCCUGAUUAAUUCAAAAAUUGAACGAAGUGCAGUAUUUAUUAACAAUGCCUGAUACACUGUCCUUAUCAGCUGGAGUGAGUUUAGGUCUACUGGCCGGGAUCGUGUCUGGAGUAUGCUAUCUUUUCGCCAACGGAUUGGCGAAGCCUGGGGACGAGCGAAAGGAGUCCAGAAGGCGAUGCAUAGCGCCCACAGAGAAUAAUAUAUGCCUUAGAUGUGGCGGAGACCAGCUCGGAGGCGCUGUACCUUGCAUCUGUCUAGAACAUAGGCCAGUGAAGUUCGAGUCAGGCGCGUGGUUCUUGCGUCAGGCGCAACGAGCUCUCAGCCUUAUGCCGUGGUCCUUCAGCACUGACCGGUUGGAACAAAUUGAUGAAGAAGAAUGCGAAGGUCCCAGUUCCAGCGAGGGUCGGAGCGACGUGCACAAUGUGCGGGAGUUCCUGGAGGCGAUAUCGGCGCGGCUGGCUGGCGGGACUCUCGAGGGGACCAGAGUCGCCCCUCUGUACGACCACCCGGCAUAUCUACCUCAGCGCCACUCCGAGCCUGGUCACAGCCACACGCUGGGCGCCAGCGGGGCCCACGCCCAGCUAAAGCGCUUAGUCGCUAGAGUCGUGGAAGAAGCUUCAGCGCUGCCAGCGCUUGCGCAGUACGCCGCAGAGCCGCAAACGCCAACCGAAUCCUCCACGUACGAAGACCUACUGGCAACUGCUAUUUUGAAUAAGGUCAUCGAACGUUACCAAACCGAAAAUGGAUCAGGAGGUCGCAGCAGCGGGAUCCACUCGGCCAGCGCAAGCCCUUCGCCCUCCGACAGGUCAUCUCCACGCUCCCUGCACUCUAGGGCUACCAGGGAUAUCACCCCUACCCGUGAAGACGAUGCGUCAGACUGGGAGGAGGGGGAGGCGACGGAUGAUGCCCUAGAGGUGCCUCGACGCGUGCCCUUCCCAGAGUACGGCGGUGACAUUGUGCACGCAACAGAUAAUGAUUAUCGAGAGUUCGAUGAAGUUUCUGGCAGCGACAUACAAGCAAUUGAUGGAUCAUGGGAGGAAAACUGGCUUUUCCAGAAAAAGAAAAUAAAGAACAUUCAAUCGGCUCCAGUACCUAUGCUAGUACCAAAUUCUAACACACAAUACAGAGCUCUAAUUGGCGAUAGAGACGCUGAGGAUACCACAGAUUUAUCUGAUAAUGCCAGUGACGUAGAAGAACAAGAUAUAGAAUAUAAGAGUGACGUCAAAAAAGUUUUAGACUCCAAACACGUUAUUGGCGGCAAAGCAAAAGUCGAUGAAGUGUUAGACUUCGAACCUGAUAGUCUCACAAUCAUUGACGAAUCACAAAACAUAGUGGACUCUUAUAGUGAUAGGGUUAUAAGCGAAGACACGGUUGACUUCAAACAACCUGAUAUUGAAAUUAACAAUGAUAUUAAUAACGGAACCAUAACUAACGAAAUCCAUAACGAUAAUCACGAUUCAAUUUUAUUACUCGACGUCGAUAGUGGACCGCUAUCUAAAACUGAGUUCAAUUUAAAGGAGGAGAUACAUAGGACUAUAAUGAACGGCCAUGCAAAUUAUUCAGACAAUAAUUUGAAUGGAAACUUAAUCGAGGAAUAUGAUGAUCAGAAGCCUCUUGUCGCGUAUAACAAAGGAACUGUAAACACACUAAGUCGUUUCGAACGUGAGAAAGAAUAUGAGGAAACUGUAACAGUUCCGGUACAGAGGUACGCCGAUAGUCUACGCAGGAAACAUUUCGAAGAGCCUCAGUUAUGUUCUAUUCCAAGCACUGAAGAAAACGACUUAAUACCAGGCUCGAUAGCGUACAGGGAGCGCAAAAAAUGGUUAAACUUCGUCGAUAUGCCGAACAACCCGUAUUCACCAGAAGCGAUUAAAAAGAGGCUAUCAGCAAAAAGCACUUCAUCUCUUUUCGACACAUUAACAACGAAUAAAGAUAGAGAUACUGAAAAGUUGACAUCCUGCGAGAACGUUUGCACAGAACAAGAAACUAAACAUAAUUCUAUGAAAGAAAUAGUGGGAAAGAGACAAUUAAAAACUAGCUUGAGUAUAGAUGAAGGUAUGAUGGACGAUAGAAGAUCAAUUAGCCCAUCUCCUAAAGUUUUAAGAAAUGUUUUGUCCGAAGAUCUACCAAAUCAUAAACGAUACGGCCGAGACUAUUACAUCAAAGAGGCAAGGUCAUCCUCCGGCGAGCGAAAAGGCAAAAGCAGUAUCAGCGGCUCAAGUUCCCUCUCGAGCUCGAUAAACAAAUCGACGAGUUUAGACAAUUUCGAUAGAGAGUUCGCCUCGCCUGGACUCCUAAUACAACAGUUCAAUACUAUAGCCACUCACCAGCAAUACACUAAUUUCGAGAAUAAAAACAAAGAACAAAUCUCAAUAACAACAAUGCCCAGUGAAUACAAAAACGAGAUAAUGAUAGACUAUGAAGAUGUCAACGAGCAUACACUAUUUGUUAAACCUACUUACACAGAUGACGAUACUGAUCAAAAAUUCGAAGAAAUAUUACAAACUGCUUAUAAUAAUACAGAUAAAUUUGAAAUAACGACAGAUAAAAUGAAUGAUGAAGCUGACAAAUAUCCAACAAGUUUGGAAAAUUCUUUGAGUUCGAGUAGCGUGGAAGAUUCAAUUAAAAUAUACAAUGUACAAACCGGUGAGAUUGUGAAAUGUACACCAGAAGAUAAGCUAUCACGGAGAUCUGUGGCUGAUAAAAAUGAUAAUAUCAAUAUACCUGAUAAGAAUACGGCAGAAACCAUUGCUAUCAUUGAUAGGCUAAGCGAAAGUGAAAACAGUGCUAUAAACCUAGUAGAAAUAGAUAGUUUUAAGGAAGCUCCGAUUAAAAGUGAAAUAGAGGAUCUGCCAGCUGAAUUACCAAAUGUGAAAGAAUUGGCUAAGAAAUUUGUCAGCAUGGAAAGCCUUAGUGAGCCGGUCAAGGUACCCCAACCCGUAUUAAAACGGCAUAAAAGCAAAGAGAACAUAUUCAGUUCAGAUUACAAAGAGAAAUCCGGUCACAAACUUCAAUACAUGCACAGUCUCACAGCAAGAAGUAUAUCUAAAGAAUUUCGGGAAGAACUCAAACUGUCCAUGGCGACACCCCACACAGUUCCUGGGGGUGCUAAGGAUAUACCCGAAGGUGAGGAGGUGACCAGGGAAUCCAGCAGGCCAGGCAGCCCAGUUCCUGAACCAGGGACGAUAAAAUCGAAAUUGGCAUUUUUCGAAAGCUUGAAAUCGAAAUUCACUAGUAAAUAGGUCGUAGAUAUAAAUUCAGCUAUAUCCCAUAAUUUCAGUUUGAGAAGGAAAAUUUAUGUAUAUAGAAUCUUUUCCUGGGCCUGUCUCCGUACUUGGUUGGUCUGAACCGUUCGUUGUACGUGUAUUAGGUAGCUACACAACAGUUAUUAAUGGAUAUACUAUUUUUUUUAAAUGGCUAGUUUCCUACUUCUUAUGUAGUAUAUCAAUUAAAAUUAAGUAGGUAUAUAACAAUUAUUAAUGGAUGUACUUGUGGAAGCUAGACAUUUUUACUGAAUUUAUGCAGUCAGUUUCGGAAUCGCCACUCAGUUGGUAAAUUGUUCGUCACCCGAAAAAAUCAUUUCGAUCAUCUUCUUUUAUUUAGAAAUGUGACUACAAUUUAUUUACUCUUCUGUAAAUGAGUAGCGUAGUUUAAAAACGUGUAUUUUAUUGAUCGAGCAAUCCGACAGUAUGUAGGUGUCAAAAACAGUAAAAUAAUUACCUAAUUUUCCACAUUUAUAAUGUUUUAACUGCGUACAAAAUUAUUGUAAAUUUUGACACACUUUAAUGACACCCAUUAAUUAUUGUGUCGAAAUUAAAUGUAAUAGAGAAUCGUUUUUAUGAAAAUAAUGUUUUGGUAUUUUCAUCAGGUAUAAACCAUGUUUAUUUAUCUUAAAACUUCCAGCAGAAAGAAGUUUUAGAUCUCUCAAUUUAGUUCAGUUUUGAGAUACCUAUCCAACAAGCACUUUGAUCGUAUAUUUUAUUGCGAAAAAUUAUGUUAUAAUUUUAUAAUCGUUCAUUAAACAUUAAUCAUCUUUUAAUUUCUCGAAAUUAAUGCAAUUAAAACUUUAAAGUUAAUGCGAUAAUAAAGAUUAUAUUGUUGGCCUCCGUUCACUGUAAAAAUAAUGUUAGGUACUAUGCAAUAUUUAACUAAGUACUUUUAUUUGUGCAUACAGACUUUAGACGCGAUUAUAAGGUUAUCUUAGAGUAUUCACUCUUCAAGUAAGUUGUGGCACAGAAGUGCUAAGUAAUAUCCUACCGGCUUCAAAAACCGUAAAUAUCGUAAAUUUUUGUUUAUACGUAUACUUUUUAUGAAUGGUCACACUUUUAUUGAAUAGAUUCAUAAUCAUUAGGUUACUGUGUAAAUAUUUAGUGCCAUUGUAAUAAUCAUUUUAAAGCUAAAGCCAAAGUUGUAAAUAGGACAUUAUUUUAGGUAUAAUGUAAAACCUAUAGCACGUUCGAAUAAACUGUACAACAGUAACCUUAGGACAACUUCUUCUGUUCCUGGGCCGUCUCCGCACUUGGUCAUUUGCUUGCUCGCAACCAUGGAGUCGUUUUCGAGUACGGAAAUACAAGAGCAGCGGAGUAAAAUUGAUAUUAUCAGCAUUUGAUUAAAGCUUAAAUUUGCCUACAGACAGAACGUUUGUAAAACAAAAAUCAGUGGUAUAUAUAGGAUCUGCGACUAAAACAUUAGCUCCAUGUUACUUUGACUAUACAGAGUUUGAUAUGCGAAAAAUCGUUAAAAAAAAAGAUGUAGGUUGUUUUCACGUGUCGUGUUUGUGCUGUUUUAUAAAUCUCAAUAGUGUUUUACUGUCCCAGUUUUUAUUUCAUCGUAGAUCGCCCUGAUGACUGCAAACACAGGAGGUCUAACGAGGGGCAUCGCAAUCAAGCAAAGUAUACAGUUUAUUCGACCGUGUUAUAUUUAUUAUUGUAUCUCGAGGUUGUGUGUAUAAUCAUAAUAUAUUAUAAUUUAUUUAAAGCUGGUCGCACAUUACUAGCAAUGCAUUUUUCAUUACUUAAAUGGCAACAGUGCAUUUAGGGCCUGUUUUACCACCUUCUGAUAGAUGCCGAUUAGCCUAACGGUGAGUUUUGUCACUUUCUUACUUUAUGUCAAAUGACAGAGAAAAAAAUUUUAAAUAAGCUAUACAACAUCUAUCAGAAUUAAACGUCAUGCACAUUAUUUAUGGUGAAAAAUGUUUUGCCUGAAGGCCGGUAAAUGUAAACUGCUUAAAUUUGCAUAGAUUAUGAAAUAGAUAAAGAAAACUAGUAAACCAGCUUGGGUGUGAGCAAAACUUUUGACAUAAUGUAAGACACGAUUUUGACACAAAUUUGAUUUGAUUGAGUUACUAAAGUUUUGCUUACACCAGAAUUAAAGGCAAAAUCUAGAAUGUGAUAAUGGACAUACCUUCAUAUUGUUAGUUUUGAUAAAUUAUAUUUUAAUAAAUAAAUAAAAUAAAAAAGUUUAUUUUGUCUGUGACUUAGCCUAAAUUAAAUAGCGUAUGGGGUAAUUUAUAUGCAAGCCGAUUUAUAACAACGGUGCUUUCUAAACCUUACCGCACGAGUCGGACGUCAGCUUAAGACUGACUGUAAGGUGUAUUCUGAAAUGUUACAUUCUACCCGUUUUGCGUAAACCUAUGUUACUCAAACGCAUCAAGUAAUGUUUCCAGUGAUGAUUAAAACUAUGUAUCCUAGUAGAGCUAGUGCCAUGAUUCCACGCAUUAUAUUUAUUUAAAGGAUGUAGUUUAGUGACGAAAUCACUCCACAACAUCUUACACUCACUCACUCUCCCUCUUCUCUUAAAUCUUCCCUUUAAUGUUAAGUCUAAGACAAAAUUAAUACCAUAAUAAAAUACUUGUAAAUCUUUAUUAGAUUUCAUACUAUUUCGGAUGUGGUGAAAAUUAAUGUUUUCGAUAUUAGAUAGAAAUGAAUAUGUCAAUAAAACU